AUGGUGAUCUUUUCAAUGAGGAAAUUAAAUCUUUAUCUGAAGGAAGAUACAUUGAAUCAUCAGUUCGUUCAUCUAAAAAAACAAAAAUCUCCAUUCAAAGAUUAUUAUCGUGAAAAACAGCAGGAAGCAGCCUCAACUGUAUUGAAGCAGGCAUCACUUGCUAAUGCCGUUGCUGUAAUAAAAGAUACCUUUCCAUUUGAGUAUCUGACUUUUGGAAAUCAAAUGAGAGGUAAUGUUGAAUAUGAACUCCAACAGAUUGAAAAACAAAAAGAAAUUGAAUAUAAACCAGUGUAUGAUUCAACAUCAUUUAAAAUUCCUGAAGAGCAUCGAGACAAAAUAAACAAAUGGCUAGAAUAUGAUUCUCGCAUGCGUAUUGAAGGAAAUAUUACUCGAUCAAGAUGCUUAUUCUUGAUUGGACCGACUCAACAUGGUAUUUAA
Messenger RNA from Rotaria socialis, 438 nucleotides. NCBI's taxonomy places the organism in Eukaryota, Metazoa, Rotifera, Eurotatoria, Philodinida, Philodinidae. The record is from the annotation of a GenBank genome assembly.